UCGGCGUUCAGUGUUUGGAAUUUUAUCCUUUUUUUUUUUUUUUUUUUGCUAAGAUAGCAAUUCGGGGGUCUGCGAUACCGGUAUCCAAUCCACACCUCGCCUCGAUAUCGCUCGCGUGGGCACCCAUUUUAGCAGGGGAGAGAACUUUCGUUCUUAAAGCAACCUUCUUCCCCAUCCUUCACUUGAGCCCUCCGUUCCUUCAACAAAAAACCUUUUUAUCUAGCUAGCUUCACGAGUAACUUCAGACAUGGCAACCCUAGAACCAGCCAAACCCGCAGACUCUGAGUCGAAGAAAAACCCCCAGCUUCCGGCCGGUCGAACACCUCCUUCACCAGCUCCCACAAACAUGUCUUUCAAACAAGGUGAUGAUCGGGAUGUCACUCGCAGACCUGAAUCUACACGAUCCCCAACCGCCAUUCAUUUUACGACCAGAGAUAUCGAGAAGGAUUCCCCCGCUACUGGGGGAUUGUCCAAGAAGUCUUCGAAGGGAGACUUUAGCAGGAAGAAGUCCAUGAAGGGAGCAAGUUACUACGGGGAGGUAUUCGCCGUUCGGGAGUCGGGCCCGGUGGUUCCCAAGAGCUCUGCGGUUUGGGUUGAAUUGCGAACAAACGUCAUUCUAGAAAACGAAUUCGAUUUCGCAAAGUCAUUAUCCGAGCUGGUCGCUAAACGCUAUGGAAAGACUGAGGAUGCUGUCUGCGUAUCUAUUGAACACUCGGCCUGUAUGGUGAUGGGGGGCACAUAUGAUGGAUCCUUUCUCUUAACUAUCACUUCCCUAAACAUGAUUUCUCCGACAUGCAACAAGCGAAAUGCGGCGUUGAUCGGUGAUUGGGUCAGCAAUAAUCUCAAUGUUGAAGUCGCUAGGGGCUACAUCCGUUUCGUCGACCCAGAUUUUGCGAAUUACGCGAUGGGCGGAUUCACCAUGUUGGAUUUGAUGGAGAAGGAAGAGCUUGCUAGGACUGGUACUACGGAUAAGGCGGGUGUUAUUAGGGAUAGGAGUACCAAGAGGUCCAUGUCGCGCCACCGUUCCAGCAGGAAAGUGAGGCAGAGCCACGAGAAGCAAGCUUCAACUUUUAUAGACGCGAGUGGAGAACUUACUCCGGUGGAAGACGAUGAUACCCCUUCUGAACUGCCUUCAGCCCUAGCAAAAUCCUCGAGCGACGGACGCCCGGCGACUGCCCCAGCUCAGAGAAUGAAGAAGAGAAGCAUGUUCGAUCUCUUCACCAGGAGCAAGGCCACACGGUAAACAGGAAGCACCAUCCAAUCAUAGUUGUGGCCAUAUCUACCAGAGUAAUACUCUACAUUUUUCUAUUGCUGGCGCUUUUUUUUCCUUGUCCGGAUUUUUACACGAGCGGAGUUUGUGUUUGGGUAACCUUUGCACUGUUUUUUUUCACCUAGUCACCUUUUCUUUCCCGGAACUACAUCCGGCAAAGUCGAGUUGGCAAUUACAGGUUCCUGUUCAAAAUUUUUCUUACGGCUGGGGGGUUCCAUUCGUUUUUUUUUUUUCCUUUUACGCUUUUAUCUUUUCUGUGCCCACUUUGCGAGCAAGGUUCUACAGCUACAGGUUCACUAUACAGUUAUUUUACGGUGCUUUCGAUGCGCUGUAACUAACAAGGUACAUAUUUCCUUUGUCAAGAUCGGGCGGUGUGGUUAGCAUUUUAAGUGUGGCCUUUUGCGUGCGGAACAGAUGUCUGAGCAGGAGAGGAAGGGUUCUUUUUUGUUUCUUCUACCGGUACAUUAUUUUUGCACAAGGUUAUGAGAAGUGUGUUUCAUUUUGAUGGGGUGUUUUCUACAGUUAUUGGUUUCUGUAUCAUAAACGGAAAUUAUUCAAUCAUUC
This is a messenger RNA of Tuber melanosporum (Perigord truffle), 1834 nucleotides long. RefSeq lists its product as uncharacterized. The record is from RefSeq and is a predicted model, not a curated record. The transcript has 2 exons. Gene Ontology annotation, molecular function: phenylpyruvate tautomerase activity. NCBI's taxonomy places the organism in Eukaryota, Fungi, Ascomycota, Pezizomycetes, Pezizales, Tuberaceae. Bases 248 to 1243 code for a protein of 331 amino acids.